AGGCAGAAAAAAGUUAAGAGCAGGAAAGAUCAUGAAUUUUUUAGAGGAAAAAGAAAAACAUUGGGAACAAAAUUGUUAUUUUGUGUUAGCUUCAAUUAUUAUUUAACAGUUUAAGAAAAGUGAUUUAAAGUUUGUGUGAAUGCAGUGAAUCUAUUGAAUCCUUUUCUUCCCUGGGGACGCACAUCCUAUCUUGACGCCUUUCAGUUUUCAGCGUUUGUUUGUGUUUACUGUGAAGUGCAUUUUCGGUAUUCUCUAACGAAGAACGACAUGAAUUCGCAACGGACUUUCAUUUUCUCGUUUUUUUUCUAUAACAGCGGUGGAAUCUCGACUCGGAAUUCUCUAAGUAAUCAAUGAUUAGACAAUAAUAAAAUAUAUCGUUUGAUUCACUCCAAUUUGUUUACUAAAGUCCGCAACUGUCAAGUUUUCAAAGGAAUAAAUCCUAUGAACCAAAAUCAAAAUUCAACGGGCACAAUGGGAGAUGGAGGUGAUAACAAGGGCAGUUGCCUAUUACUGCGAUAUGCGAGCCAAAAUUCUCUAGAUGAAAGUUCACAGAAACAUGUGCCACGUGAAAAUGGCAAGGAUAAACCACCAUACAGAAACCAUCAUCAUACAAAUCGAGCUUUUGAAGUUAUGAACGCUAUGCGCAAGCAAAACUUACUUUGCGACGUAAUACUAGUGGCUGAUAGUGGAAUAGAAGUGCCUGCUCAUAAAAUGGUUUUGGCUGCCUGCAGUCCCUACUUUUACGCAAUGUUUACAAGUUUUGAGGAGCGAGAUCAGGAUAGAAUUACUUUGCAAGGUGUUGAUCACUCGGCUUUGGAACUACUUGUAGAAUACGUAUAUUCUGCCGAAGUUUACGUUACAGAAGAUAAUGUUCAGGUUUUGCUACCUGCCGCAAAUCUCUUACAAUUAACAGACGUGCGAGAUGCAUGUUGUGAUUUUUUGCAAGCACAACUCCAUCCAUCAAAUUGUCUAGGAAUUAGAGCUUUUGCUGAUCUUCACGGUUGUUUAGAAUUACUGAAUCAUGCCGACAGUUAUGUUGAACAAAACUUCUCGGAAGUUGUAGAAGGCGAGGAAUUUGUGACUUUAACACCUUUGCAAGUGGGAAAGUUAAUUUGUAGUGAUCGCCUGACUGUUCCUUCCGAGGAAAAAGUAUUCGAAUGCGUAAUAUCUUGGGUUCACCAUGACUUAGAAAAAAGGCAAACUGUUCUGGCUGAAUUAAUGGAACAUGUUCGUCUGCCUCUUCUAUCUCAAGAAUAUUUAGUACAACGAGUUGAAGAAGAGCCACUCUUGAAAGCUAAUUUGCAGUGUAAAGACUUUCUAAUAGAGGCUUUGAAGUAUCAUUUGUUAAAAGGAGAACAGAAAUCUCUCUUCAAAACUCCAAGAACGAAACCUAGACAACCACGAGGAUUGCCAAAAGUAUUGUUGGUAGUCGGAGGUCAGGCACCAAAAGCAAUACGAAGCGUUGAAUGUUAUGAUUUUAAGAAAGAGAAAUGGUACCAGGUUUCUGAACUUCCAACUAGAAGAUGUAGAGCUGGAUUAUCUGUGCUUGGUGAUCGUGUAUAUGCAGUUGGGGGGUUUAAUGGAUCUUUGAGAGUUCGGACGGUGGAUGUUUACGAUGCAUCUGGAGAUCAGUGGUCAGCAUGUCCUGGAAUGGAAGCCAGACGAUCAACUUUAGGAGUUGCAGUUCUCGGAAAUUGCAUUUACGCUGUUGGAGGUUUUGAUGGCUCGACAGGCUUGAAUUCGGCCGAAGUUUAUGAUCCGAGAACCCACGAAUGGAGAUUGAUAGCUCCGAUGUCAACGCGACGAAGUAGCGUUGGAGUUGGCGUUGUUAAGGGAUUAUUAUAUGCUGUUGGGGGUUACGAUGGAGCUUCUCGACAAUGUUUGUCUAGUGUAGAAUGUUACAAUCCAGAAAAGGACCAAUGGAAACCCGUUCCUUCGAUGUCUGCGAGGAGAAGUGGUGCUGGAGUUGGAGUUCUAGACGGGAUUUUAUAUGCAGUUGGAGGUCACGAUGGUCCUUUAGUCAGGAAAAGCGUCGAGGCUUUCAAUCCUGAUACAAAUCAGUGGUCGCCAGUUAGUGAUAUGGCACUUUGUCGACGAAAUGCAGGUGUCGUAGCACUCAACGGAUUGCUCUACGUAGUCGGAGGAGACGAUGGAUCAUCAAAUUUAGCUUCCGUCGAAGUUUAUUCACCUCGAACAGACACCUGGACAACUCUGCCAACCUGUAUGAGCAUAGGACGCAGUUACGCUGGAGUUGCCAUAAUUGACAAGCCGGUAGCCUCAACAUCGACGAUGUGAGGUCUGCAGACCGCUGGGCAUUCA
Molecule: messenger RNA, 2319 nt
Organism: Belonocnema kinseyi
Lineage: Eukaryota; Metazoa; Arthropoda; Insecta; Hymenoptera; Cynipidae
Gene: kel
Product: ring canal kelch homolog
Exons: 9
Coding region: 442-2295 (617 amino acids)
Molecular function (GO): protein binding
Source: RefSeq, a predicted model, not a curated record